Trichomycterus rosablanca is the source of this 5173-nucleotide messenger RNA. RefSeq names its product phospholipase C, gamma 1 (gene plcg1). Gene Ontology annotation, molecular function: phosphatidylinositol-4,5-bisphosphate phospholipase C activity; protein binding. The record is from RefSeq and is a predicted model, not a curated record. The transcript has 33 exons. NCBI's taxonomy places the organism in Eukaryota, Metazoa, Chordata, Actinopteri, Siluriformes, Trichomycteridae. Gene Ontology annotation, biological process: release of sequestered calcium ion into cytosol; positive regulation of epithelial cell migration; phospholipid catabolic process. Bases 317 to 4243 code for a protein of 1308 amino acids.
UCAAACCGAGCAGUUUGCUUUAUGCAGGAGAGAAAGCGGCUCCACGCCGAGGGAAAAGCGCACCGAGAUUGUCGGGCCUGCGUGGCUGCGUGUCGGUGCUGAUCAUGCAUUAGUCUGGACGUUAAUAGCGAGCAAUAAUAAAGCAUGCAGGCCUCAGAGAGGAGAUGAUCUGCGGGACUGAGACGCUUCCAGACUCCGCCGUUUACCGUCCUGUAACCGAACUGCGCUGUUUUUUACACGGUGUCCCGUUCGGGAGGUGCAGGAGGCACUAAAUUGUUCUGCGAGGGGAAAAGGAGAACAAACGGGGGAAGUGGCCAUGGCUGCCGCGGCCGCCUCCUUCUUCUCCAACGGGCCGGGGCCGUGGACGCCGAGCGACUCUGAGAUGAACGGCGUGUACCGCGACCUGGAGCUCGGCACCGUGCUGACGCUCUUCUACUCCAAAAAGUCCCAGCGGCCCGAGAGGAGGACGUUCCAGGUCAAGCUGGAGACGCGGCAGAUCAUCUGGACCAGGGGGACGGACAAGAUCGAGGGCGAGAUCGAUAUUCGUGAGAUUAAGGAGAUCCGGCCGGGUCAGAAGUCGAGGGAUUUCGACCGGUAUGUGGAGGACUCGGCGGUCAGACCGGACCAGGCGCACUGCUUCGUCAUCCUGUACGGAACCGAGUUCCGCCUCAAGUCCCUGAGCCUGGCGGCCACCUCAGAUGAAGAGAUGGCGAUGUGGGUGAAGGGUCUGGGUUGGUUGGUGAGCGACACCCUGCGUUCUUCUACACCGCUACAGAUAGAGCGGUGGUUGAGGAAGCAGUUCUACGCCGUGGACCGGAGUAAAGAAGACAAAAUUUCCUGUAAGGAUCUGAAGAACAUGCUGAGUCAGGUCAACUACCGAGUUCCCAACAUGAAGUUCCUCCGAGAGAAACUACCGGAUGGCGAGUUGAGGAGUGGUGACGUUUCCUACAGUCAGUUUGCUCAGCUGUACCGCAGCCUCAUGUUCGACGCACAAAAAUCUAUGGAUAUUUCCUUCCUACAAAGGUUUACGGAGCGACCGGAGCAGAGAAUCACGCUGGAGGAUUUCCAGAACUUUCUAAUCGAGUUUCAGAAGGAACUCUGGGCUACGGACAGGAACAAGGUGCAGGAGUUCAUGUUCCAUUACCUGAAGGAUCCGCUGAGGGAGAUCGAGCAGCCGUACUUCUACCAGGACGAGUUCCUGACGUACCUGUUCUCUAAAGAGAACUCCAUCUGGGAUUCCACACUGGAUCAGGUUCAUCCUGAAGACAUGAACAACCCUCUCUCUCACUACUGGAUCUCCUCGUCCCAUAACACGUACCUGACGGGAGACCAGUUUUCCAGCGAGUCCUCUCUGGAGGCGUACGCUCGCUGCCUCAGGAUGGGCUGCAGAUGCAUUGAGCUGGACUGCUGGGACGGUCCUGAUAACCUGCCGGUGAUUUACCACGGUCACACACUCACCACCAAGAUCAAGUUCACCGACGUUCUCAACACCAUCAAGGAACACGGCUUCGUCACGUCCGACUUCCCCAUAAUCCUGUCGAUCGAGGAUCACUGCAGUAUCGUGCAGCAGAGGAACAUGGCCGCGCACUUCAAGAAGGUUUUUGGCGAAAUGCUGCUCACCAAGGCGGUGGACAUUUCGGCCGACGGUCUGCCCUCGCCCAAUCAGCUCAGGAGGAAGAUUCUCAUCAAGCACAAGAAGUUGGCCGAAGGAAGCGCGUACGAAGAGGUCUCCACCUCCACGCCGUACUCCGAAAACGACAUCAGCAACUCCAUCAAGAACGGCAUCCUGUUCCUGGAGGAUCCCAUCAACCACGAGUGGUACCCUCACUUUUUCGUCCUGACGAGCAGCAAGAUCUACUACUCUGAGGAAACCUCUAGUAACCAGGGCAACGAGGAUGAGGAGGAACACCGCGAGGUGGGGAACGGUAUGGAUCAGCACGUCACCGAGAAAUGGUUCCACGGGAAGCUCGGCGCCGGACGCGACGGCCGCCAGAUCGCCGAGCGUCUGCUCUCGGAGUACUGCCUGGAGACCGGCGCGCCGGACGGCUCGUUCCUGGUGCGGGAGAGCGAGACCUUUGUAGGAGACUACACCCUGUCGUUCUGGCGUUCGGGUCGGGUGCAGCACUGCAGGAUUCACUCCCGCCAGGAGGCCGGCAGCCCCAAAUUCUACCUGACUGACAACCUGGUGUUCGACACUCUCUUCGCCCUCAUCACGCACUACCAGCAGGUGGCGCUGCGCUGCAACGAGUUCGAGAUGAAGCUGACUGAGCCUGUACCGCAGACCAACGCCCACGAGAGCAAAGAGUGGUACCAUGCCAACUUGACCCGCAGCCAGGCUGAGAACAUGCUGAUGAGGGUGCCACGUGACGGAGCCUUCCUCGUGAGGAAGAGGACGGAGAUCAAUUCCUAUGCCAUCUCCUUCCGGGCGGAGGGGAAGAUCAAACACUGCCGGGUGCAGCAGGAGGGCCAGACGGUGGUUUUGGGGACCUCGGAGUUCGACAGCCUGGUGGAUCUGAUCAGCUACUACGAGAAACACCCGCUGUACCGCAAGAUGAAGCUGCGCUACCCCAUCAACGAGGAAACACUGGAGAAGAUCGGAACCGCUGAACCCGAUUAUGGAUCUCUGUACGAGGGGCGGAACCCAGGCUUCUACGUGGAGGCCAAUCAGAUGCCCACGUUCAAGUGCACGGUGAAAGCGAUGUAUGAAUACAAGGCGCAGCGGGAUGACGAGCUCUCCUUCAGUAAGAACGCCAUCAUUCAGAACGUGGAUAAACAGGAAGGAGGCUGGUGGAAGGGAGAUUUUGGAGGAAAGAGGCAGUUCUGGUUUCCUGCCAACUAUGUAGAGGAGAUCAGUCCAUCAGCUGUAGAACCGGACCGAGGCGCGACGGAGAACAGUCCCCUGGGAGACCUCCUGAGAGGAAGUAUGGAUGUGUCUUCCUGUCAGAUUGCGGUGAAACCCGAGGGGAAGGGCAGCAGACCUUACGUCUUCUCUCUGGUCCAGUUGGCGUCUCUGCGCACAGGUCCCGUGCUGGACAUCGCUGCUAGUUCUCAGGAGGAGCUGAAGGACUGGGUGCAGAAGAUCCGUGAGGUGGCCAUGACCUCGGAGGCAAAGAUGGAGGAAGGGAAGAUGAUGGAGAGGAGGAAGAAGAUCGCGCUGGAACUGUCGGACCUGGUUGUGUACUGCCGUCCCGUUCCCUUCGACGAAGACAAGAUCGGGACGGAGCGAGCCUGUUUCAGGGACAUGUCCUCGUUCCCCGAGACCAAAGCGGAGAAAUACGUCAACCGGAUCAAAGGGAAGAAGUUCCUGCAGUACAACCGACUCCAGCUCUCCCGGAUCUACCCUCGCGGCCAGCGCCUGGACUCCUCCAACUACGACCCCUUACCCAUGUGGCUUUGCGGCAGCCAGCUCGUCGCGCUCAACUUUCAGACUGCAGACAAGCCCAUGCAGAUGAACCAGUCCCUGUUCAUGCUGAACGGGAGGAGCGGAUACGUCCUGCAGCCGCCCAUCAUGAGGGACGAUAGCUUCGACCCCUUCGACAGGCACACGCUGAGAGGAGUGGAGCCUGUUACGGUCGUAAUCGAGGUGCUGGGUGCCCGUCACUUACCCAAACACGGCCGGGGUAUCGUGUGCCCGCUGAUCGAGAUCGAGGUGUGUGGGGCGGAGUACGACUGCUCCAAACAGAAGACCGACUUCGAGGCGGAUAACGGUCUGAACCCCAUCUGGCCGAGGAAGCCGUUCCGUUUUACGGUGUGCAACCCCGCGUUCGCCUACCUGCGCUUCGUCGUCUACGAGAUCGACAUGUUCAACGAUCAGAACUUCCUCGCUCAGGCCACCUUCCCCGUCAACUGCCUCAAAACAGGUUACAGAGCCGUCCCGCUAAAAAACAGCUACAGUGAAGAUCUGGAACUGGCGUCACUGCUCAUCCACCUCGACAUCGUCAGAGGCAGACACGAGAACGGCGAGCUCCUCAGCCCGCUCCUGGGGGCGAUGAGCGUGAUGACGGCGGGCAGGGAACGUCCGGGGGACAGCGUCUCCUCCGUGUCCUCCAUGUCCCCUCUGCCCUCGUCUCCGGCUCAGGCUCAGGCUCUGGGCUACCGAGGGCGCGAGGGCUCCUUCGACUCCCGGUACCAGUCGGCGCUGGAGGACUUCAGGGUGUCGCAGGAGACUCUGCUCGACCACAUGGACCCACAGAACCAGAGGAUGAUGAGACGAGCCCGGGUCGGCGGAGACAACCGAGUGUGAGCGGCGCGGGACGGCUGGAGGACCCGACGUCGUGGACUGCUGUAGUUUCCAUGGAAACGUUGUCGCCAGCGCUUUUUCGGCCUACAUUUCAGGCACAGCUCCCACCCUUCCUCUCUCUCUCUCUCUCUCUCUCUCUCUCCCUCUCUCUCUCUCUCCCUCUCUCUCUCUGGGACAGUACGCCGCGAGGUGAGGGGGCGGGAGGAGAGCGUUCGGUCACUCGGCGAGGCGCGAGAGAGGACGCGCAGCAGCAUCGACCGGGAAUAUCGCGUAGUUUUUCCUAUUCCUUCAGUCUCUCUCUCUCUCUCUCUCUCUCUCUCUCUCUCUCUCUGGCGUAUAUAAAUAUAUAGGUAUAUAUAUAUAUAAAUGUAUUUAUUCCGGCUCCGCUGUGCACCAGAGAACAGCCGCAGCUGAUCCGCUCUCAAAGAGCUUCUCUCUCAUCUCAUGUUUCCCCCCUCGGCUCUAAUUUAAACCGUUUUUAACUCGCUUACUUUUAUUUUUUAUUAGCUUAGCGUCGUUUUUGUGUCUAACACAAGGGCUUUUUUUACUUUCUCUUUCUAUAGCAACGUUUACGUUCUGCUCUCUCGCUCGGCGUCCACUUUCUCCCCGACACACUCGUGUGUGUGUGUGUGUGUGUGUGUGUGUGUGUUUUAUUUUCUUAUUGUUUGGAGGAAACCCAAUCAGCCAUAAUAACAGAGAGAGCAAACGAGCGAGCGUUUGAGCUCAGGAAGCAGCCCUGACCCUGUUACCCCGUUUACCCCGUUUACCCUGUUUACCCUGUUACGGUCAGAUUCGGUCCGGUGGAAUCGGGACCACACGACGGACCGAGGUGUUUUAAAACGGCCUCUCUUACCACAGAUCUGUUGAGUGUCCAUACGAGGUGGACAUUUCUGUCUUUGUUUGUCUUUUGUUUGCAUUUAAGGAUGCACCGGU